Messenger RNA from Boeremia exigua, 2035 nucleotides. RefSeq lists its product as uncharacterized. The coding region runs from base 377 to 1816 and encodes 479 amino acids. Gene Ontology annotation, biological process: unsaturated fatty acid biosynthetic process. The record is from RefSeq and is a predicted model, not a curated record. Gene Ontology annotation, cellular component: endoplasmic reticulum membrane. The transcript has 2 exons. Lineage: Eukaryota; Fungi; Ascomycota; Dothideomycetes; Pleosporales; Didymellaceae. Gene Ontology annotation, molecular function: iron ion binding; stearoyl-CoA 9-desaturase activity; heme binding.
GAAUGGCGUACCACGCUAGACCGCCGAUGACAAAAAUUACGGGCGUGGCAGGUCUCGAAGGGUUUUUGGUGGAGCGCUGCAGGUCCCGGUUUAUUCGCUUAGCGUGCAGUGUGUUGGGGAUUCAACAGACAGUGCUUCCAUUCCACCGCUCUCGCUAUAUUACCUGGCUGUGCCUGCCGUGUCUCUCGUUCCGUAUCCUCUCCUGCUCUUGCUUUACCUACCCGACCCCUCUUCCUGAGUGUGGUAUACUUUCGCUAGUGGAGCCCUUCGUUGUGUGCUUCCUGGAGAUAGAUCGGAGUUACAGAACUCCUACACCUUGAGAGGUCGCUCUCGUCAACACCUACCGCUAUCCUCGCUCCCUCUUCGCACCGUUACUAUGCCCUCCUCCCAGGCUGUCUCUGGCGAUCUCGCCAUCAAGCCUGAGUUCGUCGACCAGAAGUCGCCCAUGGCUUCGACCAGCGAGCCCAACCGCAACCCCAACUACGACCCGAAGAAGCCUCACAUCACCGACACGCCUAUCACCAAGGCCAACUGGUACAAGCACGUCAAUUGGCUCAAUGUCACAUUCAUCAUCGGUAUCCCGAUCGCCGGCUGCGUUUCUGCUUUCUGGACCCCGUUGAAGUGGCAGACUGCUCUCUGGGCGGUCAUCUACUACUUCUGGACCGGCCUCGGUAUCACAGCUGGUUACCAUCGCCUCUGGGCGCACAAGUCAUACAACGCCUCCCUGCCCCUGUCCGUCUUCCUCGCCCUGGUUGGCGGUGGCGCCGUUGAGGGAUCCAUCCGCUGGUGGAGCCGUGACCACCGUGCUCACCACCGCUACACCGACACCGCCAAGGACCCUUACUCGGUCCGCAAGGGUCUUCUGUACUCCCACCUCGGCUGGAUGGUCAUGAAGCAGAACCCCAAGCGCAUCGGCCGCACAGACAUCACCGACUUGAACGAGGACCCCGUCGUCGUUUGGCAGCACAAGCACUACAUCAAGGUCGUCAUCUUCAUGGGCCUGAUCUUCCCUUCCGCUGUUUCCGGUCUUCUCUGGAACGACUGGAUGGGUGGCUUCAUCUACGCUGGUAUCCUCCGCAUCUUCUUCGUCCAGCAGGCUACCUUCUGCGUCAACUCGCUUGCCCACUGGCUCGGCGACCAGCCUUUCGAUGACCGCAACUCUCCUCGUGAUCACGUCAUCACUGCUCUCGUCACUCUUGGUGAGGGUUACCACAACUUCCACCACGAGUUUCCCUCCGACUACCGCAACGCUAUCGAGUGGCACCAGUACGACCCUACCAAGUGGUCCAUCUGGCUGUGGUCUAAGCUCGGCCUUGCGUCCAACCUGAAGCAGUUCCGCUCCAACGAAAUCGAGAAGGGUCGUGUCCAGCAGCUCCAGAAGAAGAUUGACCAGAAGCGCUCCAAGCUCGACUGGGGUGUUCCUCUUGAACAGCUGCCCGUCAUUGAGUGGGACGACUACGUUGAGCAGGCUAAGAACGGUCGCGGUCUCAUUGCUGUUGCCGGUGUUGUCCAUGACGUCACCGACUUCAUCAACGAGCACCCUGGAGGCAAGACUCUUAUCAAGAGCGGUAUCGGCAAGGACGCAACCGCCAUGUUCAACGGCGGUGUCUACUUCCACUCCAACGCUGCCCACAACCUUCUCUCCACCAUGCGUGUCGGUGUCAUCCGUGGUGGUUGCGAGGUUGAGAUCUGGAAGCGUUCUCAGAUGGAGAAGGACGGACUCCUUGCCAAAGACCCCUCCGGCAACCCGAUCGUCAGGGCUAACGAUCAGGUUACAAAGGUUGCCCAGCCUGCUGUCAGCGCGAGCGCGGCAUAGAUGAGUGUGCAUAUCAAUUUGAGCGAAGCGAUAUCCGGAGUUGGUUUUUUUAUUGUAUCAUUUGGGCAUAGUAAUUUCACUUCCCAGCGUUCGCUAGAGAGCAUCAUAGGUGUGAUGCUCUGACACUUAGACGGUGUAUAGUUUCAACCUCUAAAGAAGAGUAAAGGCACAAAAAGCCUGUCGGCAUAGACCGAACAAUGACAAUUGUUAUGAGACCAA